UGCGCCUCGUCGGGAUUGGUCAAAAGGCUAAAAGACAUAUACAUGAUAUUAUCAUAUAUAAUAUAUUAUAUAGUGAGACACACUGCAGCGGCCGAUACGCAGAAAACUUAUCCGACCGGGUAUCCCUAACUUUAGCGGGGCCCGCAGGGCUGCUGCUCCCACCGCCUCCGGCAAUCCGACACCAGCAAAGUAGUGUCCCCGCAUCCCCGUCGUCUUCGCCGUCACGCGCCGUCACCUCUCUCUUCCUUUGCCUCCCCCCACCGCUACUUCUACGUGGCUGGCGAAGAAAAAGGAGUCAAGCAAGCCAACAGUGGACGCCGCAGCCUCUCUAUUUAACGCCGUCCGAGUCACCACCACCUUCCCACUGGUCGUCAGAGCAACGAGGAGAAGAUUCACCUGAAUCUUUCCUUUGCAGCAGCAGCGGUGGAGAGUUGGUGCGUGGUGUCGGAAUGCAGCCUGUUGCGACCGGUGAGAUGGUGCAUGAGACGAGGACGGCGGGGGAGACGCGAGCCGUGCGGAGCCACAGCGAGGCGGAGCGGCGGCGGAGGCAGCGGAUCAACGGCCACCUCGCCACUCUCAGGAGCCUGCUCCCCGCGGCCACCAGGGUAAGUUGCAUGUGUGCGUUCGUGCAUGCUUCUACUUGCUUCAUGGAGUCGCGGUUUGACUGCUGGUUAUGGAAUGCGUGGGUGCAGUUGGAUAAGGCGGCGCUGCUCGGGGAGGUGGUGAGGCAGGUGCGGGAGCUGAGGGUGAGGGUGGAGGAGGUGGCGGUGAUGGUGCCCGGGGAGGGGGACGAGGUCGGGGUGGAGGAGGAGGAGGAGGAGGGGGGAGGAGGAGGGGGAGGCAGGGGGAGGGUGGUCCGGGCGUGGGUGUGCUGCGCGGACCGGCCCGGUCUAAUGGGGGAACUGAGCCGGGCGGUCCGCUCGGUCCCGGCGAGGGCGGUCCGGGCGGAGAUGGUCACGGUAGGCGGGCGGACGCGGAGCCUCCUGGAGUUGGAGGUCAGCGAGGCGGCGGAGAGAGGGGAGGGCCGGUCAGCGCUGCAGGCGGCGCUCUGGGCGGUGCUGCUCACGAACAGGACCGCUCCGGCCGAGAACUACAGUAAGAGGGCUCGCACCUCGACCCGGUUUAGCAAGACAUAGUUUCCAUAUAUUACGAAAAUGUCCUUCACGUCUCCCUCCUGCUUCCCGUAAACACAGUACAAUCUGUCGCUUUAUGUU
This is a messenger RNA of Musa acuminata AAA Group (dessert banana), 1214 nucleotides long. RefSeq names its product transcription factor bHLH30-like. Gene Ontology annotation, molecular function: DNA-binding transcription factor activity; protein dimerization activity. The record is from RefSeq and is a predicted model, not a curated record. Bases 450 to 1136 code for a protein of 228 amino acids. The transcript is spliced from 2 exons. Gene Ontology annotation, biological process: regulation of DNA-templated transcription. NCBI's taxonomy places the organism in Eukaryota, Viridiplantae, Streptophyta, Magnoliopsida, Zingiberales, Musaceae.